Molecule: messenger RNA, 1669 nt
Organism: Hypoxylon fragiforme
Lineage: Eukaryota; Fungi; Ascomycota; Sordariomycetes; Xylariales; Hypoxylaceae
Product: WD domain-containing protein
Exons: 2
Coding region: 141-1421 (426 amino acids)
Biological process (GO): positive regulation of TORC1 signaling; cellular response to amino acid starvation
Cellular component (GO): nuclear pore outer ring; Seh1-associated complex
Molecular function (GO): protein binding; structural molecule activity
Source: RefSeq, a predicted model, not a curated record
UUUCUCAUGUCACGUGCUACGAUAAAUAUCAACAACAUUCCUUCUCGCCAUUCUCCUUUACUCUUCUCUGAACAAUUGUGCUUCUCUCAUAUUUCACCCAACUCACUCCAGCUGACGAUGAUAACCUUGUAAACCCAAUUAUGCCUCCCUUACCAACUAGUGAGGAUAUUACGGGCGAGAAUAGUGCUGCUUUUGAUAUUAUUCAACAUGGACACAAGGAUUUAGUUCAAGCAAUCGCUUUCAAUGCGUACGGCGAUAGAUGUGCAACAGGCAGUGUCGAUGGCAAGAUUCGUGUUUUCAAUCGACACCAAGAUGGCAUUUGGCGGUUAUGCGAUAACUGGAAAGCCCAUGCUGGCGAAAUAUUAGAGCUUCAAUGGUUCCCACCCACCAUUUACCCCAACCUACUGUCUUCGCUAGGCAUAGAAGGCCGCUUUAGAUUGUGGGCUGAAGACCCUUCUGCCGCUCCGGGGAGACGAUUUAGUGCGAGAGAUGGGAAUGGCAAGACAGUUUCUGAGCUAAGGUCCGCACGGUAUCCUUAUAGGUCUUUUUCUGUCAAGCAUGACGAGGUAACCCGAUGCACGUACGUCGCUCUCCUCGCUUCAGACGGUCAUCUCACUGUGUACGAGGGCGAGGAGCCAGAGACUUUGACAGACUACGCCAAGUUGGAUGACUUCCAGGCCUGUACUAAGCCCAGUCGUGGAGAGGAAACCUGCUUCAAAGUCCGCUUCGAUCCAAAUCCUGAACCAUGUUAUACUGCUCUGAGGGCCGGCGUGCCAACAGAUGCACUUAGUCUAUUAGUGUCCGGAUUGACAUCGGUAAAGAUUUUUAGGACCCGUGACACUGUCACUAGCUCUUUUGGUGCUGCUACUAGAGGUAGGGAAUUCUACUUGGCUAUCGAGAUAAAGGAACACAGUAACUUGAUUCGAGAUGUUGCUUGGGCUCCUGGAAACUAUAGAGGCUACGACAUGAUCGCGACAGCUUGCCAAGAUGGCUUUGUGAGGGUCUUCCGAAUUGAUACCCCUUUCUCUAAAGAUGACGGCAAGACUUGGUCUCUGUCUGAUAUUGUAAAUCAUCGAUCUGAUGACAACCCUAUCUCCCGAACUAGCAACCCUCGCCGACAAUCACAAGUUCCUUCUGGCAUAAGAGCCGAGAUCGACAAGUCUGGGAUGCAUGGGGAAAGAACCUCAGCAGACCUACCAGGACAGAUACACCACACCGUUAAAGUACUCUCUAAGCUUAGCACACAUCGAUCACCUGUUUGGAGAGUUGACUUUGACGACGAUGGCCAGAUAUUGGGGAGCGUCGGAGACGAGGGCAAGUUGAUGUGCUACCGACAAUUACCUGACGGGUCCUGGGCGAAGAGCUCAGAGUUAGGCAUGAUGAAAGCCAGGAUGGCAGCACCCCCCACCAACUCCACUUGAAUUAUUCCCACUGGCGCAGCCACUUGCUCGUUUUUAAUACUAUGAUACCCGAUAAUGGCGAGCACAGUGAAAAUGGAUAUUUGGCAUCAGCGUGGACGGUACUGUUCAUUCGCCUUCGACCUCCUGGGUACUAAACCAAUGUAUAAUAGUACUAGGUACCGCAUAGCAUUUGUACCUGCUGCUUGUACUGCAGUCUCAAAUUACCAUAGACAUCGCUAGAAUUCUUUUUUUUAAUUGACAAAAUGGAU